Messenger RNA from Syngnathus acus (greater pipefish), 899 nucleotides. Its product is annotated as ETS translocation variant 3-like protein. Gene Ontology annotation, molecular function: sequence-specific DNA binding; DNA-binding transcription factor activity, RNA polymerase II-specific. Gene Ontology annotation, biological process: cell differentiation; regulation of transcription by RNA polymerase II. The coding region runs from base 3 to 749 and encodes 248 amino acids. The record is from RefSeq and is a predicted model, not a curated record. NCBI's taxonomy places the organism in Eukaryota, Metazoa, Chordata, Actinopteri, Syngnathiformes, Syngnathidae. The transcript has 5 exons. Gene Ontology annotation, cellular component: nucleus.
UUAUGCUGCAUCCAUCCUUCAGUCUUGUCUCACUCGUGAAAGCGCACCACCACAUCCUCAUCCUCUUUGUCCUCUUCAUCAAGAUGCAGUGCACGGCCUCACUCGGUUCUUGUUUGUCACCGUGCUGGAGUCGAACGGUGGCGUUUCCCGACUGGGCUUACAAGCCGGCGUGGUCUGCGGGCUCUCGUCAGGUGCAGCUGUGGCACUUCCUGCUGGAGCUGCUGGGCGGAGGCGGCCGGGGCGACGCCAUCGGCUGGGGGGGCGAGUGGGGCGAGUUCGUCAUCCACGACCCCGAGCGGCUGGCCCGGCUGUGGGGCGAGAGGAAGGGAAAGCCGCACAUGAACUACGACAAGCUGAGUCGGGCGCUGAGAUACUAUUACAACAAGCGCAUUCUGCACAAGACCAAAGGCAAGCGAUUCACGUACAAGUUCAACUUCAGCAAACUCGUCCUGCUCAACGUCCACCUGCCGCCAUCUUCUCACUGCCUGCCGCCAUCUUGUCAUCAGAUGCUCCAGAGCCGCCCUCUUGCCUUCUCCGUCCUCCCCGGCGUGGGCGACCUUCCAAUCCAGGCAUCCUGGCCUCACCUGCUACUGCCACCAUGCUGCCUUCCUCAUUGUUCUCAAUUUCAUCAUCCUUUUGCCCCACCGUUGUCUCUUCCCCAAACCUCCUCACCAUUCGUCGCUUGGCGAGACCACCUCAGUCGUCUGAGGCUUGGGAAGCAAACUCCACCAGAGGAUGGAGAGCUUUAACAUGAGCGUCACAAAGUUGUCCAAAAUUAUUUUUGUAGAUUUAUCACUUUUUGCACUCCCACUAAGGAGACUGCAUUAACAAUGUGGCACGCUUAAAUGUGUGUGUGUGGAUGUGUGUGAGUGUGUGCUUGUGUAUUUUGUUGUGCUAAA